UAUUUGUGAAACAGAAUUAAAGAAAAAAAUUAAAAUGGCUCUUAGAACGUACGGCGACAAGCCGAUAAGUUUCCAAAUCGAAGAAGGAGGUGAAUUUUACUGCGUCGGAUCGGAGGUUGGCAACUACUUACGGUUAUUCCGUGGCUCACUUUACAAAAAGUACCCUGGCAUGGUGAGGAGGACCCUCACUAAUGAGGAACGAAAACGUCUCAUUGAUAAUGGCUUGGGACCUCAUGUGCUGUCAAGUUCUGUUUCACUGCUGAAGGCUACAGAAGUUGAGGAUAUUAUUGACGGAAAUGAUGAUAAAUACAAGGCAGUAUCAGUCAGCCAAGAGUUGGCAACUCCACGAGAAAGCAAGAGUAAAAAGCCACACAACCCAGCAUGGAUGCCUGUAAUGCCAAACUCUUCACACUUGGAUGCAGUGCCCCAGGCUACUACUAUUAGUCGGACUAGGGUGCAUAAUAAGAAGGUGCGAACAUUCCCCCUCUGUUUUGAUGACACGGACAUGACGGCGAUGUUGGAAAACUCAUCGCAAAAGCAAAUCUUGGUCCCAAUUCGGCUUGACAUGGAGAUCGAAGGACAGAAGCUCAGGGACACUUUCACUUGGAAUAAGAAUGAAUCAAUAAUAACUCCAGAACAAUUCGCCGAAGUCCUCUGCGAUGACCUGGAACUAAACACCAGCACGUUCAUACCUGCCAUAGCGUCGUCCAUUCGACAGCAAAUCGAGGCGUUCCCCAGUGAACCACCAGCGAUCUUGGAGGAACAGAGUGACCAGAGAGUGGUUAUAAAAUUGAAUAUUCACGUUGGGAAUACCUCUUUGGUUGAUCAGGUGGAAUGGGACAUGUCGGAGAAAGAGAACAAUCCUGAAGAGUUUGCAAUGAAGCUUUGCUCUGAACUGGGUUUGGGUGGCGAGUUCGUGACUGGCAUAGCUUAUAGCGUACGCGGACAGCUCGGAUGGCACCAGAGGACUUAUGUUUUCAGUGAAGCCCCAUUGCCCACUGUUGAGACGCCGUUCCGCAACCCGUCCGAAGCCGAGCAGUGGGCCCCGUACCUGGAGACGUUGACCGACGCCGAGAUGGAGAAGAAGAUCCGCGACCAGGACCGCAACACCAGGCGCAUGCGUCGCCUCGCCAACACCACGCCCGAUGUGUCAAUGAGUCGCGCAGUGAACCGGCUGAUUCGAGCGGACGAGGCUCUGUUCCAGACAACCCCGGAAAAGAGGAGGAAAAAAAUUUAAUCACCCAAUGCUGCAUCAACUUUGUCAACCCGCUACGGCCCCCCUGAUUACAUUGAAACAUAUUUAUAAUUAUAAUCAAUAUUCAACGCUGACGUCUAUAAGAGCGAUGCCACACGGGCGCUGCCGCAGUGCCAUACGAACAACGCGGUGUCGCAACGUAACUCCGCUUAGACGUUUAUUAUACUACUCAAUUUCUAGGGUCCUGCGUGAAGGGUAAUCGUGGUUUUUGUUAGGCCCUAACUCUGAACGCCAAGGUCGGGCACUCCCGCCGGGCACUUGUACGUGUUACUAUCAUAGCGCCAUCGAAAUUUCAAGUAAAACUUUAAAGCCCUCGGCCCGUACAUCCCUAUUAUUUGUUUUUUUUUUUUAAAUAAAAGAACUAGCUCUUGACCACUACCUAGCUCUGGAGCAAAGAUAGGAUCUACGAUGGAACGAGCUUGCCCAGAAGAUGCCUAUUCGAGUUGUAUGAAUUCGGAAAUAUAGACGUAUUAUUUAGUCUUUAUGAUCAUUUUCCAUAAAUAUGUAUAUUAUAUGUUUUUGUACGUCUGCCAGGCAAAACAAAACUUCUUUUCUGUAUUUCACAGCAUGGAGGUUUUAAUAUUCUAUAUCGACAGGCAGUUAAUAUCAAUCAAUUUAAAUACAACUGAUGCCGGAAACAUCCAUUUUGUUUUGGUUUAUUGGUUAAUGGCUACAAUAGCUUUAUAUCAGUAGCACAUUUGUUCUGAUUGUGUGGAUCGCGGAUAGACAUCUAUUAUCCGCAAUUAAAUCGCAAAUAACAGUGUUGCCGUGGUGUUGCCAGAGUCGUUGAGUCGAAAAGUACAUAUCGUUACAAACAUGCAGACACUGACAAAUAUGACCAUCUACACGUGGAGCCAAAUACGGCUCAAUUUAUAUACGAUAUUGUACAUAGCUUAAUGGACUAGGAUUUUAGGAUUAAUUGUACUAACUAGAUACGACAUCGUAAAGCUUAUUAAGCCUUGUACGGAUAACAGCGCAUCAGACUACACAUUUUUGUUCGAAAAUCGCCUCCAGUGCAACAGAACAAGAUACGUUAAUGUGUAGCUUGACGUGCUGUUGACUGUACAAUAUCGUUACAAAAAUUAGCUUCUAUUCCGUUCCGCCGCAAUAUAAAUUGAUCCUAAGGAGUUAACAUAAUGAAUAUGACUAUAGUGUGAACGGUUUACUUGCGUAUUUGCCUAUUCGGCACUUUUGAUGUGCGUCGAGCAUCGAGUAUGUAACCAGAAAUAGAGACGCAAUAAGGACCAAACAUUCCUGGUAACUCAUCCGUGACACAUCACUUGUAAAUAUCAAUUAGAAGAAAGCUUAAUUAGUAUAGCACCAACAACUGACCUGUGUGUACGCCUCCGUAUAUUCCAAAAAUAUUCUGUAUUAUUGUAAUAAAGAUAAUAUCUCUAACAAUGGUGUGCUGUUCCAUUCGGUGGUGAG
Molecule: messenger RNA, 2683 nt
Organism: Hyposmocoma kahamanoa
Lineage: Eukaryota; Metazoa; Arthropoda; Insecta; Lepidoptera; Cosmopterigidae
Gene: Snr1
Product: SWI/SNF-related matrix-associated actin-dependent regulator of chromatin subfamily B member 1-A
Exons: 8
Coding region: 35-1237 (400 amino acids)
Biological process (GO): regulation of transcription by RNA polymerase II; chromatin remodeling
Cellular component (GO): nuclear chromosome; nucleus
Molecular function (GO): transcription coregulator activity
Source: RefSeq, a predicted model, not a curated record